CUGACCCAUUAGUGUUUCGGUCAUAGUUGAGUUAAGUAUACUAAGAUGUUUAUUUUAACGCCCUCUUUCGGCCUAUCUAGGAAUUUUUUUAAUAUCUUAUUUCUAGGCGGAGUUAUACCUAUGUCUGUCUCUUUCACACGCAAACCUUUCGGCAAACGUUUUUACGAGACAGAGACAGAUAUCAGUAUGCAUCAAGGACUAACAUCGUAAACAUCACGUGUGUUUAUUUAAAAGUGUCAAAUUAGUAGUUAAGUCGCUUUAGUGUAAAAAUCAAAGAAUGUCUUCAAGGUCGAAAAAGAUAAUGGAAUUGCUUAAUUCUACAACUGAACCUUCUCGUGACGAUACAGAAGCUCAAAUUCAAGAUCCCAUUCUAAACCCAGACCCUAGUCAAUCUCCGUUUCUAAAUAAUACGUCUGAUAGCAACAAAGUGGCGUUUGACAUAGAUGAAGAUAGUUCAGUUCAGAAUGUUGCAGUUGAUAUCGUGAUGUUAUGUGAUAUUACCAAUAAACCUGAAAACCAGCGUUAUUACAAUGCUAAGGACUUUUUUGAAAGCGAGGUUACUCAUCAUCAUAAAUAUUCUAGCCGUAAAAGAGUCCAAGUUGACUACAAUGUUUCACCCGUACAUUCUGGUGAAAUCAGUCCAGAUAUCAGCGACAAUGACGAUCCGAGCUAUAAUAGUCAAAUAAAAAGAAAGAAAAUAGAACCAGUACAUCUUUCAUCACGUCGGUCAUCAUCUAGCUCCAGCAGCACUUCAUCCUCCAGUUCAAGCAGCUCCAGCAGUUCUUCAUCUUCUGAUGAUGAUACAGUGAUACAACCUUCUACUUCCGAUCAUGUGGAUGAAAAUACUAUCAAUAAUGUAGAUACUACAGCUAAUGGACAAUCAACCAACGGACAAGAAACAAGUGAAAUUGAAAACUCUGAAAUGAACGAACUCAACAUAGAAGAACAAACAGAGAUUAUUAAGAAGAAAGGUAGAAAGCGCACAAGUAAUCCUCAAAAAUGGAAACAAAACAUAAAUAAAAUUCUAAGAAAUUCUGGACGCUCCUAUGAGACCGCGAAAAAGAAAACUGUUGCAGCUCGUGAAGUGAAACCACCUUGUACAGAUAAGUGCAGACUUAAAUGUUCUGAAAAAUUUACAUCUCUUCAAAGACAGGCUAUUUUUGAUGCUUAUUGGAAUAUUGGUGAAGUAAAUCAGCAGCGAUCGUUUAUUCAGUCUUGUAUGUCCGAUGUCACUCCUAGGUAUAAAUAUUCAAACGCCAUGCGCCCGAGGCAAGCUAAUAAAGCUUUUAAUUUUAUAGUAAAUGGUAUAUCAAUCCGGGUUUGUAAAACAUUUUUUGUUGGUACGUUGAAUAUAUCCGAUCGUGUAAUUCGUACAGUAAUCCAGAAGUGUCAAAACAAUGGAGUUCUGCAAAAUGAUCGAAGAGGUAAACACGACAACCACACCACUACUGAUGAAACACUCAUUCCAGACAUUAAAACUUUUAUAGACUCAAUACCAAGGGUUCCGUCACACUACACAAGGCAAACAUCUACUCGCGAAUACAUAGACGGCGGCAAAACUAUUACAGAUCUCUUCAACGACUUCAAGGUAGCGCAAGAGAAGAAUAGUAAGCCCUAUGGUAAGUAUUGCAUGUUUUACUGUACAUUUACUAAGGAAUUUAAUAUUUCAUUUUUUUGUCCGCAAAAAGACCAAUGCGAUCUUUGUCUACAGUAUACAAAUUCAAACGCCGAGCAAAAAAGUAUGAUUCAUGAUAAGUAUAUAGCUCAUAUAAAAGAAAAAAAGCUAUGUCGUAAUGAAAAACAUGAUGACCGGUGCAAAAUAGAUGACAAAAAUAAAGUCUUAGUGUUCGACUUGCAGGCGGUGUUACAAUCGCCACGAGGCGAUACAUCAGCUUUUUAUUAUAAAUCUAAAUUAAAUAGUUAUAACUUUACCAUCACACUCUUAAACAAAAAAGUUGAAGCCCAGAUGAAAGAUUCUUAUACUGAUGUACACUGCUAUUUCUGGAAUGAAACUGAUGCUAAACGAGGUGCUAAUGAGAUAGGCUCCAGUUUAUUGGAUUGCUUUGAGAGACUAUGUUGUGAAGCAGGGGUAAGUGCUAGUAAUAGUGAUGGCCUGAACUUGAUUCUGUAUUCAGACAACUGUUGUGGUCAAAAUAAGAAUAAAUAUAUAGUAGCGCUUUAUCUAUAUGCUGUAACCCACCUGGAUAUAGAAUCAAUCACACAUAAAUUCUUAAUUAAAGGUCAUACUCAAAAUGAGGGUGACAAUAUUCAUAGCCUGAUCGAAAAAGAAAUUAAAAAGAACUUAAAAUCAGGACCUAUUUAUUGCCCCCACCAAUAUGUAACCAUUAUUAAAAAUGCCAAAAAGACUGGUCAAAAGUUCCGCGUACAUGAACUUACAUACGAUUCAUUUUUAGACCUAAAAGAACUGCAGCAAAAUUGGGGAUACAAUUUUAAUGAAACUGAAGAUAAAAAAGUUUUAUCAUGGAAUGAUAUCAAAGUUAUAAAAGUAAUAAAAAGUGAACCGUUUUCAUUCUAUGUGAAAACAUCAUACAACAAAGAUGCAGAAUUUGAAAAGAUUAACGUAAGAAACAAAAGAAAAAAAAUGAAUCCCCUAUCAGAGCUGAUAACAGUAAAAGCAUACACGGGCAAGCAAACGCUCGGUGAAAAUAAAAAAAAGGAUUUAAAAGAGUUACUUGAUAAAAAUUUGAUACCCAAUUUUUAUAAAGAUUUUUAUGAUACGAUUCUGUAAUCAGGGUGAAUACUUGCAUGGUGCAAAAAAUUUGUAUGUUAGGUCUUGUAGUUACUGAUUAAGUGCCUAAUAUUGAAAAAAAUGAUCUCAUAAUUAAUAAAUAAGUACAAUUAGGUAUUAUCGUGUUGUUAAAUAGAUAAUAAGUGUGACUAUUGUUAUUUCCUUGAGAAUCGUUAUUCAGAUUUACGGUUUGUUUUUAAAUUUCCGAUAAAUUAAAAGUAACUCCUAAUAUUGUAAAUUUAAUAUUGAUCUCUUCGUUAAGUUUAAUUCGUUAAUUUUAUAACCUAGGACAGGUUUUUACUGCUUUUUUAUAAAGUUAUUAAAUUACAUU
Messenger RNA from Chilo suppressalis (striped riceborer), 3080 nucleotides. NCBI's taxonomy places the organism in Eukaryota, Metazoa, Arthropoda, Insecta, Lepidoptera, Crambidae. The record is from the annotation of a GenBank genome assembly.